Olea europaea var. sylvestris is the source of this 1038-nucleotide messenger RNA. Its product is annotated as ankyrin repeat-containing protein At5g02620-like. The record is from RefSeq and is a predicted model, not a curated record. Gene Ontology annotation, molecular function: protein phosphatase 1 binding; protein phosphatase regulator activity. Gene Ontology annotation, cellular component: plasma membrane. The annotation marks the transcript as partial. Lineage: Eukaryota; Viridiplantae; Streptophyta; Magnoliopsida; Lamiales; Oleaceae. The transcript has 3 exons.
UUCUCUUGAUUUCAGCUCCUGGAUUUUCCCUUUUUGUGAGUUCAGUGGAAAAAGUGGAUUCUUUUGAGUUUUGGACUGAUUAUUGAAGUUCAAGUUUUACCUUUGUGCCAAAACAAGAACUCAAGAUUUCUAUGUGAUAUGGAGAAACAGAAUAGUUUUCGGAAUCCUACAAUGGAAAAACAACAAAGUUUUCGCAGCGGGCCAAUGGAGAAGCAGAAAAGCUUUAGGGGUUUAAUGGAAAAGCAAAAGAGUUUCAGGAUAGCGAUGGAGAGACAGAUAAGUUUUGGCGGAGAGAGGAAAAGGGGCAAGGAUUCGCCUGGAAAACGCGGGGAUUCACCACUUCAUCUGGCGGCCCGAGCUGGGAAUUUGGGGAAGGUGAAAGAAAUUUUUCAGAAGUUUGAGAAUAUCAAUAAUGGAAUUAAAGAUCUGUUGUCCAAUAAGAACCAAGAGGGUGAAACUCCAUUAUAUGUUGCAGCUGAAAAAGGGCAUGCUUUGAUUGUUGGAGAGCUCUUAAGACAUUCUGAUGUUGAAACUGCCUCAAUUGUAGCCAACAGUGGCUAUGAACCGUUCCAUGUGGCUGCGAAGCAGGGUCAUAUUGAUGUGCUGAAGGAACUCUUGCGUUUCUUCCCAAACCUGGUCAUGACUACAGAUCCAUCAAAUUCGACUGCCUUACAUACAGCUGCUGCUCAGGGUCACAUUGAUGUAGUAAAUCUGCUUCUUGAUACUGAUUCCAACCUCACGAAGAUUGCAAAAAAUAAUGGCAAGACCGUGCUUCAUACAACAGCAAGAAUGGGUCACUUGGAAGCUGUUAAAUCCCUAUUAAACAAGGAUCCUAGUAUAGGCUCUUGGCCUGAUAGAAAAGGUCAAACGGCGCUGCAUAUGGCCGUGAAAGGACAAAAUGUGGAGAUCGUGACAGAGUUAAUAAAACCUGAACCCUCUGUACUGGGAUUGGAAGAUAACAAGGGAAAUACUGCACUGCAUAUAGCAACAAAAAAGGGCCGAACACAGGUUUGUCCUUGUUAUGAACUUACUUUCAUU